AUCGUUUUGCCUUGAGUUCCCUCCAACCUCCAUCGCAGCUGGUGACCAGAACUACGCAUUCGGCCCGCGUGCCAGCGAAGUCUCCAGGACCGCGCCUGGGGAACUGCGCCACCACCUCAACUCUGUCGCCGAGCCUCAGCCCCUGUUUCAAAGCUGCGGAACGGUGAAUCGCGUCUGGUUCAACAGCCAACGAGCGCCGUCAUGCGCCGCUGCUGCGCCUUGCUGGCAUUAAUGGAAAGGCUGGCGGAAAAAAGAUGUCAUCUUUCUUGGACAAUUGUUUCACGGUUGAGGGCGAUGUGAAAUGCUGUCUCUUGUUGUUUACUUGUGUCUCCGGCCUGCGCUGGCGGUUCCGCUUCCGAAUGUUACGAUUAAGGAUACAGGAGUCGCUCCAUCUUGGGUUGAUGAUCCGUCGGGUAGAGGGACUUGGAAUCUGCUUUACAGUUGUGGAUUUACUCUCGUCUUAUGCGUCUGGACAUCUAUUCAUCUCAAUGUUCCUCCACCUCGUGAAUCUGCUUGGCUUGGUUGGCGGCGGAAGUUAAAAUGGGUUGUCAUCGCUCUCUUCGCACCUGAGAUUGUGGUCUUUACGGCUUUCCAACAGUGGCUUACGGCGAGAUUUUUUUUGAAGGAGUUGAAGAACCUUCGCAAAGCGAUCCCCGCUAAGAAUUCACAGGCCGAAGCUUCCCAAGCUGAAUACCCGUUUGACAUGACAUACGCUUAUUAUGCUGUUAUGGGUGGAUUUGCAGUCAAAGUUGAUCACUUGCACAAUACCCUCGAUCGGGCGACUCUUACGACAAAUGGCAUCCUGCUCCUUGCACAGCACGGCCAUUACUUUACCCUCUCCAAAGAGACGAUUUCCGACAAGAGCAAAGCCAACUAUCUUGCCAAAGGGCUCGUGUGCGUCCAGGUUCUCUGGGUGGCAGGCCAAGCGAUUGAACGGAAGAUCGCGGGAUUUCCAAUCAGCCUUCUUGAAUUUCACACAUUGGUCCACGUAUUCUGUGCCAUUGUUAUGUACACGCUGUGGUUUCGAAAGCCUUACGAUAUCAACGAACCCACCGUCGUCCCAACCGAGGACUUUCCUAAUGCUCUCGCAUUUAUUGUGGCCAGUUCGAGGUGGGCUGGAGCCAGUGGAUUCCAGAAGAUCUCUGAUUUUCGUUCGCACGAGUGGUUCGAGAGCUUUUACAGUAAGUUACCUAGGAGCCAAGAUCCAAAGUUUAUGUUCUACAGAAACUUAAAGACCACGCCUCAAGCAUGGAAAUCCGAGAUCGACAUGUAUGACAGAUCCAGAGGCAGAGAAAUACCGCUAGAAAAGAAUGACAACCGCAUUCGAAACCAUCUAGUCCGUCUUCCCUUCUACUCGAACCACAAAGCGGGAAAUCUGGGAGGCCUUCCUUACAUCCCGAACCCCGAGGGGGUAGGAUUAGGAAGUGCCAAAAGAGAAAACAGCGCGUUUAUCAUCGCACGAGACCUCGAGUCUCCUUACUUCGCUGGAGAGGCCGUUGUGAAGAGUUUUAAGCCAGCAAAUGGUGCUCCUGAAGUUCUUGCUUUUCAAAGCGGCCAGGCUCUUAGUUCGGGGCUGGGACCUAAUAUCAAUUGGUAUCCAAGUGGGAAGAGAAAUUACGGAUCUGGAGUUCGUGUGGGCCUGUCCCAGAAAGAUCUUAAUAGGCUCAGCAUGGCUGGCAACUUCGCUCAGGAGCUCCUGGAUGGGAAAGACGACUCGCGAUUUCAAACAAAUUCGCUCAAGCCUUCAUUCCGGGAUAUCACAGAGAAGCCUUUCAACCCUUUCGAGGCACGACGUAUUCGGCCCUACGGGGAAUCCCUAAUCAACCAGAGGCAAAGUAACUUUUUUGACUUGCAAGAGUUCACCGAUCUCUUCAAUAUAUUCGGCAAGCGUGGCGAUCUUUAUCUCUACACGCUACUUGCUCUCGCGGUCAUUGUCAUUCCCGCCGCCUAUGGCGGGAUACACCUUUCUGCCAUAAAUUCUUUAUUCCCAACCGAAAUCGAACUAACACUUUGGAAAUCGUCGUGUUUCAUCCUCCUUGGGUUCGCGGGUCUUAUAAUCGCUGGAAUUGUUGGAAUCUUCGCAUUUUUUAAGUCUAUGGAUGCAUGGCAUAUGUUGGUGGAAUAUCAGCCUUUUCGCAGUAUGACCUUGAAUCUCGAGGUGCCAGAUUGGCUGGAAACUGUUGCUUUAGUCUUGUUAUGGAUAGGUGCUGCCAUUGCCAUUAUUUCUGUUGUCUUACUGUAUAUUGGCGCGAGGCUUUUCAUUGUCAUUGAGUCAUUCAUUUCGUUGAGGCAUGUACCAGUUGGUGUUUAUCUGACGCCCAACACAAAUUUCAUGAGCUACAUACCCCAUUUGUAGUUAUGUUUAUUAUUUAGAUCUCGUUUACAAUUUCAGAAGCUGCGCAUUUUCAGAUGAAUAUCAACAUCAUCUUGCAACUGAUUCCUUUAACAUUGGUUCUUUGCUACCCACUUCAAGACUGCUUUGUUGCAAGUGUUAUGUCUGAGCUUUGGUUUGAAUAAGAGAACAGGGUUAGCGAACGAUAUUAGACUGUUUGAAUCCUUAUUAACUCGCCAAUUAGCUCAUUGUCUGGGCUUUGACGUUUUGCGGCACUCUUGGGGAAAAUAGGGUACAAACUUUACCUCUUCAGUUUUUAGCUCUUAAUUAAAAUAGAAGUUUUGAG
Molecule: messenger RNA, 2678 nt
Organism: Hyaloscypha bicolor E
Lineage: Eukaryota; Fungi; Ascomycota; Leotiomycetes; Helotiales; Hyaloscyphaceae
Exons: 4
Coding region: 302-2356 (684 amino acids)
Source: RefSeq, a predicted model, not a curated record